This is a messenger RNA of Gasterosteus aculeatus aculeatus (three-spined stickleback), 2369 nucleotides long. RefSeq names its product neuraminidase 1 (gene neu1). Gene Ontology annotation, biological process: oligosaccharide catabolic process; ganglioside catabolic process. The record is from RefSeq and is a predicted model, not a curated record. Lineage: Eukaryota; Metazoa; Chordata; Actinopteri; Perciformes; Gasterosteidae. Gene Ontology annotation, cellular component: intracellular membrane-bounded organelle; cytoplasm; membrane. Gene Ontology annotation, molecular function: exo-alpha-sialidase activity.
UCGCUUCGUGUCACAUGACUCGCUCUAGCUGGCGGUAUUGUGAGUUGAUUCAUUUCCGCCCUCUGCCCGUUUUGUGUGGACUACUUUGUAAACUCUGCACUAGUGUAAUAGCGGAUGUAAUUCCUGCAUCGGAAUAAAGAAGUAGUUUUCAGGCCGUGGAUCUGCUGUCAUGGAGACCGGAAGCGCCCUCGCGGCACUGUGGCUGCUGUCAACCUGCGCGUGCUCCUUCAGCCCCAAAGAGACCAACCCUCUGCUCUAUGAGGAGCAGCUGCUGUGGGUGAGCGGAGUCCAGGGGGCGGUGAACACCUACAGGAUCCCCCUGCUCACCUUCACCCAAAAGGGAAGCCUGCUGGCUUUCUCAGAGGCCAGGAAGUCGUCGUCACGUGACCUGGGAGCAAAGUUCAUCGCAAUGCGGCGGUCUACGGACAAAGGGGCCACCUGGUCCCCGACCUCCUUCAUAGUGAAUGACGGAGAGAAGUUGGAUGGCCUGAACCUGGGCUCCGUGGUGGUGGACGAGGAAUUGGGAUUGGUGAUUGUGGUCUACGUCCUUUGCUUCAACCACAAUCACUGCUUCCCGUCCAGCACCAUGAUGAUAGAGAGUUGGGACGACGGCCUCAGCUGGAGUUCGCCCAGGAACCUGUCGGUCCAGCUGGGCGUGAAGAGCUUUGCUCCCGGGCCGGGCUUCGGCAUCCAGAAGCGCUAUAACCCUGCUAAGGGGAGGUUGGUGGUGUGUGGUCACGGGACAUUGGCGGGAAACGGAGUUUUCUGCAUCCUGAGUGACGACCACGGGAGUAACUGGUACAACGGCGCCGCGCUGAAAAGCAUCCCUUACAACCAGCAGAAGAGGGCUCAAGACUUCAGCCCCGACGAGUGCCAGCCGGUGGAGCUGACGGACGGCAGCAUCGUCAUCAACGUGCGGAACCAGAACAGCUACCACUGCAGGUGUCGCAUUGUGGUACGCAGCUUUGACGGCGGGUUGACCCUGCCCGUAGACAAUCUGUUCUUUGACUACGAGCUGGUGGAUCCCGCAGUAGCAGCCGGAGCCCUGCUGAAGGAUGGAGUGCUCUACUUCACCAACCCCUCCAAUGAGAACAAAAGGGUUAACCUGACCUUACGCUGGUCGCUGACCGAUGGGAAGUCUUGGGAGAAGAAAGCCGUGCAGCUUUGGGCGGGUCCCAGCGGCUACUCCAGCAUCACGUCACUGGACAGCGGCUCUGCGGACGACCGGAAGUACAUCUUCGUCAUCUACGAGAAGGGCCACAUCGACUAUGAUGAGACCAUCUCGUUGGCCAAGAUCCACUUGUAUGGUGGCAGGUAGAGGAUGUGGAAGAAAGUAAGCGGACCUGCAUCAGUUCAUUAAAAUCAGCAAGUACGAUGCUGGAAGACUCUUCUGUUAGUCUUGACUCCGGUAUUUAUUUUUCAUCUUGUGUUUGUUUACUAGAUUCUAGAUAUGUUGGAGCAAAAGGGAAACGGGACACUGUUGUUUACCCCCAGAAAUGUUAAACUCACUUUAUGAUAGUGAGACUGGGAACAUGGGAACAUGCGCUGAACAACAAAUGAACAGUUGUUUUGGGCUGCGGUGAUUUUAAAACACAAUUUUCUCCUUAUUUUCUCUUUUCUUUUCUCUAAAACACUUGAUAAAGUCCCAUGUCAGUUUCUCUGUUUUUGGAUAUGGGACCAAAUGUUUUUUUUACAACUUUUGCACAUUGACGAUAUUUUGUGAAUUUUCGAUUCCCACACAAAAGAAGACAUGAGCAAGUAAAGGACUUCUACAGUAUCACAUCACAGCCUUCCACGACCAAGAAGAAUAAGGAAUUUUGGUCAUUUGAAUAUUGUGGUAAUGCAAUAUAGAUGUAAACACAUCUAUCAACUGUACCUAAUUCACCUCAAAAACAGAUUCACUGUUUGUUUGAUGCUGAUGUGAAAUGAUUCCUAUUUUCUCAGAUAACAGUUUCAUACUGAAAUUGCUUUUUUUUUAAAUGUGGAUCUGUACUAGAAGUUAGUAGUGAGUGUGCCAUGAAUAUCUGCUGACCAAAAUUGGUUUUGUUAUCACACUACAAUCUAGUGUGAUUUCAUAUGGAAGUAUGAGUAGUUUAAGUAAAAUUAUGAAUUAGAUGUGUGUGUUUGAAUGUGAGAAUGAAGAGCCUUAGAGUAACUAACGUGGCUAAAGAGUACUCUCUUCUCCUUGUGCAGAAGGUGUUCUAAUACUUUGUGUGAAAUCAGCUCUCCUCAGAUUUUAAUUUUGAUUGUCAGAAUCAUACAUGGGUUACAGUACAUCGUUUUCAUGCAGGAAGGGCAUUAUCUGAUCUGUACUAUCUGUAAAGCCAUUAAAUGAAGCAUGUUCUAGCACGUUUCUGGAACCAAGCUGA